Rubroshorea leprosula is the source of this 1180-nucleotide messenger RNA. Lineage: Eukaryota; Viridiplantae; Streptophyta; Magnoliopsida; Malvales; Dipterocarpaceae. The record is from the annotation of a GenBank genome assembly.
AAUCAACACAAUUUAGACCUAGCCAUUAAGAGCGAAAAUGGAUAUGAUCAAAGUCCAAAUCAUCUCCACCGAAACCAUCAAACCUUCCCCUUCGGCUCUACCCCAUCUAAAAACUUUCAAUCUCUCUCGUUUUGAUCAGUUAGCUCCUCCAGUUUACGUACCAAUUCUUCUUUUUUACUCUCCUACUGAUGAUCUCAAAAAUCAUAGGACAAGAUGGUCGGAUCACCUCAAGAAAUCACUCUCAAAAACAUUAGCCCACUUCUAUCCAUUUGCCGGACAGAUCAACAAGGAUGAUGCCUUCACAAUUGACUGCAACGAUCGUGGUGCCACCUACGUUGAAGCUCAAGUAGAAGCUGAGAUGUCUGAUGUGGUUCUUAAUGGACCAGAGAUUGAUAUGCUACAAAGGUUACUUCCUUGUGAUCCACUUGAAAAGUUUGCUGAUCCCAGUAGUCGGGUAAUCCUAGCAGUUCAGGUUAAUUACUUUGCUUGUGGUGGCAUGGCCAUUGGUGUAUGCAUUAGUCAUGCAAUUGCAGAUGCGUCAUCUACAGCGAGCUUUGUUAAAAGCUGGGCAGCAACUGCUUCUGGAGUAAAUGGUAUUGACGUUAAUGGUGUGAUUUACGAUUGCACCUCUCUCUUCCCUCCGAUAGAUUCAACAGAGUUACAACAGCUCAUGGAAAAAAGAAUGAAAAUGCGACAAGCCAAUCCUGUAAUGAAAAGGUUUUUGUUUGAUGGUUCGAAGAUAGCUGCUUUAAGAAACAAAAUCAGCAUGGAGGCGAAAGAAUGUUUUUACCGUCCCACACGCGUGGAGGCUGUCUCCGCGCUCAUAUGGGGCGCUGUGAUGGCUAUGGAGAAGACUGGAAAUAUUCCAAUGCAUGUGGCAGUAUUUCCAGUGAACCUAAGGAAGAUAAUGAAUCCGGUGUUACCUGAAUUGUGCAUUGGAAACAUCUACCAACUUACCAUGGCAACUUCGAUGAUGGAGAAGAACAUAAAACACAGCAGUCUAGCUGGAAAAAUUCACGAGUCAAUAAAAAGGAUGAAAGAGGAGUAUGUGAGGAAGCGUUGUGAAUACUUAAACAUGAUGAUCAGAAAAAGUAAUGCCGAUGAAUCAAAGAAUGGGGGUGGGAAGUAAAAUCUGUUAAGUGUGAAAAUCUCACAUUAAGUAUAAAAGUAAGAAACUUGU